Messenger RNA from Lepisosteus oculatus (spotted gar), 1561 nucleotides. It is a transcript of the gene hamp, whose product is annotated as hepcidin antimicrobial peptide. Gene Ontology annotation, cellular component: extracellular region. The record is from RefSeq and is a predicted model, not a curated record. Gene Ontology annotation, biological process: intracellular iron ion homeostasis; defense response to bacterium. NCBI's taxonomy places the organism in Eukaryota, Metazoa, Chordata, Actinopteri, Semionotiformes, Lepisosteidae.
CUGACCAGCAUUCACCUCCCUGCAAGAAGACGGUCUGCAAAAGAGUGAAAUUCUGCUGAAACAAGAUAUCAUCUGUAUAUUAGCUGUAAUAGCCUGAUAUUUCCUUUUUUUUUGUCCAAGCGAGGCUGUUGAAAAUCAAUCGCAAUGAAGGCUCUGUCUGUUGCGGUGUUGGUCGUGCUGCUGUCAGUCUGUAUUCAAAGCAGCGACGCUGUCCCAUUCGCAGAGGCAGAAGUACAGGAGACAGAGGCUGAACAUAGUAGUCCAGCAGAGGUACAGAUGAAUUUUGCUGAUGAGGAAGUGCAAUCACUGACUGAAGGCAAGUUGCGGACAAAGAGGCAAAGUCACCUUUCUCUCUGCAGAUACUGCUGCAAUUGCUGUCAUAACAAAGGCUGUGGAUUCUGCUGUAGAUUUUAGGAGCACAGAAGUGAUGGGUUAUUGUUCAAAUCAGUCGCAAAAGUUCUUCAGUCAAGCAAAAGUGGACUCUUUUGUAGAAUGUAUUCUGAGAGAUUCUUGUCAUGAAGGGCUCCAAGGAUGCAGCACAUAACCAUAUCAAAUGAUUCUGAGCUUUACAGAAAUCUACUCCUCUCUGCUGAUGGCUAUUGAAACAUUGUAAAUAUUGUUGGGGAUGUUAGUCGUGUCUUCUGGUUUUUAAGCUGUGCAUUGAUUGUUUAAAUUGCAAAUAGAAAUCAUCGUUGCUAGAGCUAUAUAUGUACGUAUUGUGGCUUCACUGAACAAGCCAAAAAGUGUGCCUUUCAAUGAGUUAAUAAUCUGAAGAUAUCGUUUUCUUACCUUUUAUAAACAAGCACUCUUUCCAUCCAUUAACAUGUCAUUUAAAGACCACGCAAAAUGAUUAUGCUCAUAAGUAGAAAAUAUAGAAUAUAAACAACCUGCAAGUCAGAAAUAGCAUGUCCAGUACUUUGUUGCAGGUCCUAAUUGUCCAGAAGCAAGAUGGGUCUAUGACCCAUUGUGAAACACUUUGUUUCCCUUUAGUUUAUCCGUAAGUGUCCCUUGAGUUAACUUGUGGCACACAAAGCCUUAAACACAUUGAAGCCUAUGUCCUACAUAACACAUAAUGUCUCCAUAUUUAAUAUUUGAUGUGGUUUAUGGGCUCAGAUUUUGGGAAUCAAAGAUCUGAAUUAAAUACAGUUUUGUCUUUUCUAGUGUUACAGCCAUUCCAAAUGACUGGCUUCAUGCUGGGGCUCACUGAUCAUGAGUAUAUUGUAUAUAAUGUAAAAAGUGAUAUUUUGUGCUGCUUCUCUUGUUUUCUGUGAGACUCAUACAUGUGACAAUUUGGUUAUGCCUGAAACUAAUGUAGUUAAUGGAAAUGUGUACAUCUUUGAUAUUUCUGAAAAUGUAAAUCUUCUUUGCUUUUGUAUUUAAAUAAGAUGUUUUUACAGGGAUUAACAUUUCUAAAGUAACACUUAAGAAUAUUAAUAUUUUUCUAACAGUUUUGUAUAAUUGUAUUAAAAUGACUAAGACUACAGUAUUAUCUAUAAGAGCUGUAAUAUACAUGAAAUAAUUUGCCAAAAAAUAAAAAUGUUGAUAUAAGAAUGUAUGCAAA